GAAUAGAACCAUUAGAGAUUAAGAUUUAGUUGCCUAAAAUUUUAACCUUAAAUUAACGGACUUAUAUGUUUACGGCCUUCGAAGAAACACAUUUGUUAAAGAUGGCUGAUUCAAUGAAGGAAGAUAGCGUAGCUGCACUCUUAAAAGGAAUAGAUCGAUACAACCCUGAGAAUCUUCCAACACUAGAGCAUUAUGUUCAAAUGCAGGCUUUUGAACAAACAUACAAUUUAGAUGCAAACCUUGCAGUUUUAAAGUUGUAUCAGUUCAAUCCAAAUGAAUUUAAAGAAACAGUUACUUGUCAAAUUUUGCUAAAGUCACUCAUGAAUCUCCCACACACAGAUUUUGUUUUAUGUAAAUGUCUUAUCAUUGAACAACAUCAAUCCUGUGAAAAUGUAAACAAAGUAAUUGAGUUAUCAAAUUUGCUUGAAACUUGCGAAUUUCAACAGUUUUGGGCAGAACUAAAAAAUUGUGAUGAUCUAAUAGAAGGCAUUACUGGUUUCAAAGAAUCUAUUCGUAGUUUUAUAGUAUCAGUUCUUCAGAUAACUUAUGAAAGUAUAGCUAAAGAAUUAUUACUGCAGUUACUUGGUUUUCCUACUGAAACUGAGUUUUCAGAUCUUUUGAAAGAAUACAAAUGGGUAUUAAAUAAUGAAAAUGUACUAAUUGCAAAUCAAGAAGCCCAUAUUAAAUCAAAAAACAUCAGUGAAAAGAUAACCUUUGACAAUGUUUCUUCAAUCAUUCGUUCUGCUUGCAAAUAAAAUUUGAUUGGUUUUACUAAAUUUAUAAAUAAAAAUCAAAAAGGAAAAUAAAUUUAUUAUUGCAGCA
Hydra vulgaris (swiftwater hydra) is the source of this 822-nucleotide messenger RNA. RefSeq names its product eukaryotic translation initiation factor 3 subunit K. Lineage: Eukaryota; Metazoa; Cnidaria; Hydrozoa; Anthoathecata; Hydridae. Gene Ontology annotation, cellular component: eukaryotic translation initiation factor 3 complex; cytoplasm. The record is from RefSeq and is a predicted model, not a curated record. Gene Ontology annotation, molecular function: ribosome binding; translation initiation factor activity. Gene Ontology annotation, biological process: regulation of translational initiation.